UUGUCCGCGGAGCGGGGCGUGUGCCGGCAGUGUUCCUUCGCAGCAUCCUCUGCCCCAAACAUGAUCGCGGAGGCGCGCAACCUGGGCUCCACGGAGCCGCCGCUGGAAGACCACUCCCGAUGGGCGUCCGCCUCCGCCGGGACCAUCUUCUGAGCAUGUCCAAGAGCAAGCGUUGCGAGGCGGUGAGGGUGGUGGCCCGGUGCCGACCCUUCAGCAGCCAGGAGGAGGAGGAGUGCGAGAACAUCCUGGAGGUGGAUGACAAGCUGGGCCAGAUCACCAUUCGGAACCCGAAGGCGCCACCUGAUGAGCCCAUGAAAGUCUUCACCUUUGACGCAGUUUACGACUGGAACUCGAGACAGAAUGAUAUUUACGACGAUGCUGUGCGACCCCUGGUGGACUCGGUGCUCCAGGGGUUCAACGGGACCAUAUUGGCUUACGGACAGACUGGGACAGGUAAAACGUACACCAUGCACGGGGUCUCCAGUGACCCCGAGAGACGGGGUGUCGUCCCAAAUUCAUUCCAUCACAUAUUCACACACAUCUCCAGAACUCAGAAGCAGAAAUUUCUGGUGAGGUCAUCCUAUCUGGAGAUCUACCAGGAGGAGAUCCGGGAUCUUCUCUGCAAGAACAACAACAAGAAGCUGGAACUGAAGGAGAGCCCCGAGUACGGGGUCUACGUCAAAGACCUGUCCUCAGUGGUGACCAAGAACGCCGCCGAGAUCCAGCAGGUGAUGAACAUCGGGGACCAGUCCAGAUCGGUGGGCUUCACCAAGAUGAACGAGCGCAGCUCUCGCUCCCACGCCAUCUUCGUCAUCACCGUCGAGUGCAGUGAGACAGGUCCGGACGGGGAGGACCACAUACGGGUCGGAAAGCUGAACAUGGUGGACCUGGCCGGAAGCGAACGCCAAAGCAAAACGGGUGCCAAAGGCAAACGCCUGAAGGAAGCCAUGAAGAUCAACCUGUCCCUCUCGGCUCUGGGGAACGUCAUCUCAGCUCUGGUGGACGGGAGGAGCAGCCAUGUGCCGUACAGAGACUCCAAACUGACUCGCCUGCUUCAGGACUCGCUGGGCGGGAACGCAAAGACCGUCAUGAUCGCCACGGUGGGACCGUCCCACAAGAACCACGACGAGUCUCUAGCCACGCUGAGGUACGCAUGCCGGGCCAAGAAGAUCAAGAACAAGCCUCGGAUCAACGAGGAUCCCAAAGAUGCCCUGCUGAGGGAGUUCCAGGAGGAGAUCGCCCGCCUGAAGGCUCAGCUGGAGGAGCGAGGGCUGCUGGCGAAAGAGCGCAGGAGGAGACGGGACAGCAAGAGGUUGAGCAGAAACAUGGCAGGUCUGGAGGAGGACAUCUUGAAAGAGAACCAAGGAGAUCAUCCGAAAAGUUCAGCCGAGACGGAAGAGGUGAAAUAUUUCACCAAAGAAGGCAGCGACGUGGAGAAGGCCUUCCAGUAUCGGGAGAGCAAGGGCCGGCUGAAGCACCUGAAUGGGAACAGGCUGAGUUUGGUGGAACUACAGUGGGACCCGGAUGCUCUUGAGAAGGUCAUCGAGAAGUACAAGGCCAUGGAGAGCAAGCUGUUGGAGGGAGGGAAGACCAUCAUCGACCACACCAACGAGCAGCAGAAGAUGCUGGAGUUGAAGAGACAAGAGAUCGCGGAGCAGAUUCGACGUGAGCGAGAGAUCCAGCAGCAGGUGGUGCUGCAGGACGAGGAGACUUUAGAAAUGAGAGACACCUUCUCUUCCCUGCAGCAGGAGGUGGAGCUGAAGACCAGGAAGCUCAGGAGGGUGAGGACGCCAUUCACACGGGAAUAUUGGGUUCAUAAACUGAUCCACAGUCUUCUGCAGUUAUACGCCAAGCUGCAGAUGGUGAAGGCGGAGAUGAGGGACGUCGUGGAUGAGCACGUCGUAACCAGGCAGGAGCUUGAGGAGACCCAGACGGAGCUCACCAGAGAACUGAAGUACAAGUAUCUUCUGAUUGAGAACUUUAUUCCUCCCGAGGAGAAGCGCAAGAUCAUGAGCAGGCUGCACUUUGACAUGGAGGAGGACCAGUGGAGACUGCAGCCGGUGAUCCCACCAGCAGAGAGUUCCCCCCCUCAAGCCAGGAAGAGGCCGCUCUCUGCUGUGGGGUACAAGAGGCCCAUCAGCCAAUACGCACAGAUGGCUGUUGCCACGGCGACUGGGGCACCGUAUCGAUUCCAGUCAGAGAAUAUCAUGCUGUUGGAGUUGGACAUGUCGCCUCCGACGAUGUUCAACUUGAACCUGAAGGGAGCCUUUCUGGAGAGAGCGCCGUGUCCCUGGCUGCUGCAGGACUUUCUGGGCGCCGUCCCCCCGCGAGAGAGGAACAAUUCAACAUCCAGAGUCAGGAAAUCCAGAUCCUGGUAUCAAGCAACGAGAUCAGCAUCUGUCUCUUCAUCAUCCCCAUCGACCACAUCUGGAUCUCACGCUCACAGACAGAGGCCAUCGUCCGCCGCUUACAUCCAACAGGACCCGAUGCAGACGGACCCCUGACGCCGCCCGAUAGUGUCCGACCGUAGUAUAGCGCAGACGCCGCACCGUUCGUGAUGUGAAAGUGGCUGUUCAGGCUUUAACAUGGUGCAACUGCCAGAGUUAAUAAGUUCUCCCAGUCAAUGUAACGCGCAGCACACUUGGUUUAACCGUUUGGGCAGCUCAUUCGUCUUACAUUAAUAAUGAUCAACAGCUUCUCCGCUGACUCAAACUUCCCUUUUGUUAGAGAAAUAACUUAUUCUUCUUGUCAUCACCUGCUUUGGAAUGAGUUUUGAAAAAUACAUGAAAAGUUACCACUUAAAAAGAUAGACAGUAUAUAAAUCCAUCUCUGGCAGAAAUGCCAAAUAAUGAGACCAAACCUAUGCAAAAUCAGCUUUGUAGCUUGUUUACAGUUGCUAGUCAGGUUUUAGUCACAUAGUUUUACAUUGCUAAAUACACAUGCUUGUAAACUACAGACUAUAGCGUAGUCUGUGUUCAUCAUUAUCCGCAUGCUGCUUUUUUAUUCAUUUGUCAUGAUGAGUCAAACUGCUCCAGUGACUAGGCAGGUGUGAUACAACAGCAACAAAAGGCUCCAGCUUCUCAGCUUCUGUUAAACUAGGUGUGUUGCACGUGUUGUGCAUUUGCUUUUAAAGAGGCAGACUGGGCUUGUGCUUGCAUUUUUUAAACAUUGUUUGCCGACUUGAAGACUGAAGCGUCAAGUUCCAGUCCAUUGAUUUCUUCUUAAACUGAGCAUGCUAGAUGAAUUCAUUUCCUUCAGUGGCACUUGUCUGUCUGUGUGGCACAGCUGUAGUUAUUUGAGGGCCCCAGAUCACCCACAGUGUCACAGUGUCACAGUCCUCUUGUGGGGUUACCAAAGAGCGCACAGAGAGCUGGAGACAGACAACACCACCCGCCGUGAAAUGUAGGACAAUAGACAGGUAAACAGUGACUUCUCAAUUUGCAGCUGGCAUCCAGGAGUUACCCAGUUGAUGGCUGGUCUGGAUCGACAGACAAACGCUUGAACCGGACCGUGAAUGGUUUUUGCUAUGUUUUGAUGAUGUAAAUAAGAAGCUCAAAUCUGCUUGCAGUGAACGUUUUUGAUUAGCUGCCUUAUUUUCCCAUGCUCACACACUCAAAAAUAAAG
This is a messenger RNA of Synchiropus splendidus (mandarinfish), 3624 nucleotides long. Its product is annotated as kinesin-like protein KIF3B. Gene Ontology annotation, biological process: microtubule-based movement. The coding region runs from base 120 to 2504 and encodes 794 amino acids. NCBI's taxonomy places the organism in Eukaryota, Metazoa, Chordata, Actinopteri, Syngnathiformes, Callionymidae. Gene Ontology annotation, molecular function: microtubule binding; ATP binding; microtubule motor activity. The transcript is spliced from 7 exons. The record is from RefSeq and is a predicted model, not a curated record.